AUGAAGGAGUAUGAAAAUUUCGAAAUCCUGAAGAAAAAAUUCAGCCCCCUGCUUUUUAUUUUUCGAAAGGAUGAAGAGAACGAAUUGAAGAAGUACACGAAGAAAUACACCCUGGUCAAUGUAAUAAAAAACUACAACGGACAGGCUCCCAAGGAAUAUGCUGCCACGGUGGAAAGCAGAUCCAAUCUGUACACGAAGAACAAAUUAAUGAGUUACUUUGAUAGACCUAUUGGUGUUUUCAGCAAAUUUUAUGAUAACGCUGUUCUAUCGGAAACGGGCCAAUUUUUCAGGGCAAAUAGUAUGAGCAUGACUAGGGGACUCCAUUACAGGCAUAACAGCGUGUUGAAUAGGACCCUCCUGAAUUCAAAAUACUUCCCUAACAUUUUAAAUAACAAUAUCGUUCGCAUGACGAAGGAUGAAGAAUCUGAUUUUGAUGACCUGGAGAAAGAGUACGUCGUGGUGAACAAGGUGUACACUUACGUGCGCGAAUUCGACAGCAUGUACAUCUACAUUUUCUAG
Plasmodium inui San Antonio 1 is the source of this 519-nucleotide messenger RNA. RefSeq lists its product as hypothetical. The transcript has a single exon. NCBI's taxonomy places the organism in Eukaryota, Apicomplexa, Aconoidasida, Haemosporida, Plasmodiidae. The record is from RefSeq and is a predicted model, not a curated record. Bases 1 to 519 code for a protein of 172 amino acids.